This is a messenger RNA of Hypoxylon trugodes, 508 nucleotides long. RefSeq lists its product as uncharacterized. The transcript has a single exon. The coding region runs from base 134 to 397 and encodes 87 amino acids. NCBI's taxonomy places the organism in Eukaryota, Fungi, Ascomycota, Sordariomycetes, Xylariales, Hypoxylaceae. The record is from RefSeq and is a predicted model, not a curated record.
AGCAAUGAAGGUUUAUAAUUAUUUUAGUCGCGAAUUACUGCAUAAAGGUUGCAGAUUUACAUAGCGACUAAAGAAACGAAGAAUUGUUAUUUUUAGUAACCUUCUCUACAUAAUUCACCACUAUGUAACGAUAAUGCAUGAAUUCUUGUUUUUAGGCUUUCCAAUCAAAACAGUGCUGACAAUUUGUAUCGCGCCAAUCGCCCACAUAAGUAUUACUCGCCGGCCGAGAGAUUUCUGGGUGGCAUCCACAAAUUCUCGAAGGAUUGCCGUGUGGUUCAAGGUGUCAGGAUAUUUUAUCUACGGACGAGCCAGACGAGACAUAGAAGUUGUAGGUAGGGUUGGAUUUUGCAUCCUUCUGAAUCUAGGGCUUAUCAUUGUUGCCCCUGGCUCGGGGUGAUUAAUGUGCCGUCGAACAUUCCAUACCAUGUGGACGUCAGGGAUCUAGACGUUGGCCCCCAUAUUCUCCAACUUCCUUUCCGUGCCGAAACAUGAAUCCCCUAUAUUUCGC